Molecule: messenger RNA, 7727 nt
Organism: Lytechinus variegatus (green sea urchin)
Lineage: Eukaryota; Metazoa; Echinodermata; Echinoidea; Temnopleuroida; Toxopneustidae
Product: cyclin-dependent kinase 17-like
Exons: 14
Coding region: 554-2035 (493 amino acids)
Biological process (GO): protein phosphorylation
Cellular component (GO): cytoplasm; nucleus
Molecular function (GO): ATP binding; protein kinase activity
Source: RefSeq, a predicted model, not a curated record
UCUAGGUCUGAUUCUUUGACCAGCUUGAUUGAGAAGAAGUCAUCUAUUCAUCAUCACCUGGUAUCAAAGGUUCUCAUAACUGUAUGCCUUUGAAUGUGGUUCUACUAAAUGAAGUCAUGAAUUGCAAAUGAUAGCUGCUGAGAAUAAUCACAAUCUCCAUACAUGUAGAGCAGCUGGACACAAAAUGAUGUCUUCUGUACAUCACAUCCAUGUGCAGCAUUGGCCCUAGAGUAACCAGCCUAAACCUCAUCAAGAUUGCAUGGAUCAUCAGGAAAGAGAAUAAUAGUGCAGGAUAGCUCAAGACAGUGCAAGAUAUCUCCUGGAUCAAUUACAGCUUCAGUUGAUAAUCCCACAGUCAGUUGAUGAUUGUGUCAUCGUAAGGAAGGCCAGAAGUCCACUCACCCACAAGUUCUCUGUGUGUAUAUGUUACUGAUCAGUUGAUGAUCAAGUCAUCACAAGGCCAGACAUCCAAUCACUCAGGAGUUCCCUGUAUGUACUUCUAGCUGGUCACAGGUAUUCUCUGGUGGCUUGAGGUGAUAAACACUAAAACAAUAUGAAGCGAUUAAAGAGACGCCUGUCACAGUCUUUCCGCAGCAACUCCGUUAUUGAGGACUCACUUUCAGAGCUGACGGAAAGUAUGAGCAUUGAAGAGAAUGGCACACACUGUACAAAUGGUACAACAAAUGGCAAUACUAAUGGCACAAAAGAAGAGAUAGUGACACGAUUACGUAGCUCUGAUGGAGAGAGUGACCAGACGUCAGGAGCAUCAGAUGAGAGUCACACCCCAGUCAGAAGACGACAUAGACCUGGAAGACUACAUAGGAGAUUUAGUGAGGAUAUCUCCAAGAGGCUAUCCCUGCCCGUUGAUAUGCGUCUUCCUGAACACUUCAUCGAAAAAUACAGCCUUAGCCCUCCAUUUGAAAAGAUGAGUCGAAGAUCAAGAAGGGCAUCAUUGUCAGAAAUAGGUUUUGGGAAGAUGGAGACUUACACCAAGCUGGAUAAGCUAGGAGAAGGGACGUAUGCAACAGUAUUCAAAGGGCGGAGUCGUCUAACAGACAACCUUGUAGCAUUGAAAGAGAUAAGAUUGGAACAUGAAGAAGGGGCACCCUGUACUGCAAUAAGGGAAGUGUCUCUUCUUAAGGGCCUGAAACAUAACAACAUUGUUACACUACAUGACAUAGUACACACAGAGAAAUCACUCACAUUAGUCUUUGAGUAUUUGGAGAAAGAUUUGAAACAGUACAUGGAUGAUUGUGGAAGUAUAAUGAACAUGAACAAUGUUAAAUUAUUUUUAUUUCAAUUACUACGAGGACUAGCAUACUGUCACAAACGACAAGUGCUACACAGAGACCUUAAACCUCAGAACCUCUUGAUCAAUGAGAAAGGAGAACUCAAAUUGGCAGAUUUUGGUCUAGCCCGAGCUAAAUCAGUACCUAGUAAGACCUUUUCCAAUGAAGUGGUAACACUAUGGUAUAGACCACCAGAUGUUCUUCUAGGCAGUACAGAAUACUCCACAUCUAUUGAUAUGUGGGGAGUUGGAUGUAUAUUUUAUGAGAUGUCGGCAGGCCGACCACUGUUCCCUGGUUCUACUGUAGAGGAUGAACUUCAUCUCAUCUUUAAGUUCCUUGGUACUCCCGAUGAGAACACAUGGCCUGGGAUCAGUAGCAAUGAAGACUUUCAAUCAUAUAGCUUUCCUGCCUAUCCAAAGGAACCGGUUGUAACUCAUGCACCACGGUUAGACUUACAAUGUCAAGAUCUUCUAGAAGACCUGCUCAAGUAUGAAGGAAAGAAUAGAGUUUCAGCAGCUAAGGCAAUGAGACAUCCUUGCUUCAAUUGUUUUGGUUCUGGAAUCCAUACAUUGAGGGAUGUUCAAUCAAUAAUGGAUUUACCUGAAUGUCAGUUGUCUAGAGAUCCUGGUAUUCGUUCCUCCACCGUGCCUAGCACAGAGGAUUCAAGGGGGAGAUCGAAACAGAAUCUUUUUGUAAAUCACAGGCCCCUCUCGUGGGCGACGCCAGAGCAUGCACUUUUAACAUGACGAUAAGACUUGAGAAACCCUGAGGAAGCUUCCAUGUUUGCUGUGACUGAUUCAUCAUGGAGAAGGUACCUCUACAACCAGAGUAUGAACAAAAAGAUGAGGAUUAUUUCCUUAACUUGGAAGGAAACCUGAAAGGAAUAAAGAAAGAGUCACUGAGAACAGACUUUAUAAAUUAUUGUGAAAUUCCGUCGUAUCUUAAGUGCCACUCUCCGACUCUUUUUCAUCACACCUUUGCUUAGUUGUAACUUGUCCCAGCUGAGAUGAGAUAAAGUAUGGACAAAGGAUGAUGUUUCCAAGGAUGGGUGAGACCCUUCUACUUUGGUAGUGCUUCUAUGGAUCUGAGAAUUGCAAUUGGCUUGCCCAUGUAGUAGUGAUUCUGUAAAGGAGACAACAAUGAUCCUUCUUGAGAAAAGUUAAUCAUCCUUUAUUUGCUGCUCUAUUAAAGAGAAACUUCCUGUUAUGACUGUCACGAUGAUGUCAUCAGUGAUAGAAGAACAUUGUAAAACUAUUCAGUACUUACUGCUAUACUGAGUUUGGCAGAUCAAGACAUCAACUGAAUGAAUAAAAUAGACAUUCAUUUCCAUGUCUGCUUUUAGCAAAUUUCUUGCUUUUUAUCAUAAAUUAUUCAUAUGAAAUCAUGUGUACAUUAAUGUAAUUUGUUAUUGAGGUUUACGAUGCAAACAAAUCACAUUACAAGUUUCCUUCCAUGCUGUAUAGAUGUGUAUGUUUGAUACUGAAAUCCUCAUUAAGAAUAGUAAUUAAUUUAUCCUUGGGAGGUUAAUAUUUAUACCCUUUUCAAAAAGUAACGAAGCUGUUGCUGCUUAAAGAAAUAUACAUCUGUAUAGCUAGAAUAACAUACAAUGUGUUAGGAGUACAGAAUUGCAUACAUUUCUAGAAAGAUUUUAUAAUCAAGUUAGAGGUUUUGCAUUACCAUUUAGCUUUUCAUAAUGAAUGAAAUCAUUCUUUGUUGACAGCACUUGAAAUGUUCAAGAUUCAAUUUCCUAUAAAUAAGCAUACUUUGAAUGCCAACUGCAGUUUUAUUAAGACCUCAUAGAUGAAUUUCUUGUUUUAGCUAGUAAAUAGCAAGUAAACUAAAAAAUAGGAUCCAGUGAUGAUUUUAUCUGAAGGCAUUUAGAUCUCCAAUAAUUUAACUCAGAACAUUUCAAAAGAUAAAACAAUUUUACAAUUAAGUGUAAAGAGCUUCAACACAUUACAUGUAGAAUAGGAUUGAUUCCUGUGUUUUAUGUGUUAGUUGUUUGAUAUUAUACUCUAACAAAUAAAACAUGGAAAUUCUUGAAUGUUUAGGGUUAUGUUCUUUUGCUUUAAAGUUCAGUUUUAUUUCCAGUUUAAAAGACAGGAUUUCGCUUUGAUUUUGCCCUUGUUUGUGUUUUAUCCAUUAUUUACAUUAUUUCCACAGAUUCUACCAGAUUCUUGAAAGUUGUUUUAUUUCAUAUAUAAAUCAAUUAUCUUGACUAAGGAAUGCAACAAAAUUAUAACUACCAUUGUUUUCUUAUAACCCUGAUUGUUUAACAGUAGACUUGUUCAUAUUUUUAUCCAUGAGCUAUGCCCUAGGAACAGUUUGAUUCUCCCCCCCCCCCCAUCCUUUCUGGUCAUUAGCGUGUAUAUCAUGAAAGAAUUAAUACUGAAUGAUAAACAUAUUAUAAAAAGAAAUAUUGUUUGUGAUAUUUUGAUAUCACAGAAAAAAUGGUACAUAAGGCAAGGAAUUUUGUAGUCUGUUAGUAAUUGGUAUAUGACAGAUAUAUGGAUUAUUUAAAUGUCCAAACUUAUUUUGGGUGGUUUUUCAAGAACCACACUGAAUGGCGAAACAGUUAUAAUAGUUCAUAUAUUUUUUUUAAUAAAAUGAUUUGCUUUUUAAUUUCAUUUAAUUUGAUUGACAGACAUUUAUGCAAAAUUAUUUUAGCAAUGUAUGGGAAUUUUGAUUGUUUAUAGUAGAGACCAAGUAAGUGUUAACUACUUUGGGAACCAACCAUUAUCGUUUGAUAUACCUCUAGGAAAUCUCAAUGUGUAAUGAAAAUCCCUUAAUAGAUUACUAUGUCAGGGUUGCAUCAUUGUAUGUCGCUUUAUUUUACGUUUCUUACUCUGUUCACACUGUAUUCACUUUACUUGUUUAUUGUGCAAUUUCAACACUUAUGCCUGUCAAAUUGAACACACUGAGAAUCACGAUCGUUUCAGAAACCUCUAUCGACGUAUCUAAUUGUGCGUGCAAGAAAAGAUAGGUAUUGGAUAUAAGACUAUUUGUUUUAAGUCUAUUCCUAAGUAUUUCAUUGCAUUACAGUAUUUCAGUGAUGAGAUACAUUUGCAAUAACCAUGAAAGCUUGUACAUUAUUUGAGAGGAUUAACUAGGAAACCCCAGGAGAAUGUUAUCAUCUAUGCCAAUGUAAUUCAAAUAAAUCUCAUUAAUAAACUCAGACUGAUAUUUACAUAGUAUGAUUUAAAGUGGCAUGAAAUGAUGGACUAAGAUUCACAUUGAAAGCAUAGACUAGUAUUACAAAGGUCUUAUUUAAUACGUACCGAAUGUGAUAAAUGUUUUAUUUUAUAUUGUUCAUAUGGAUAAAAAACAACCAGGAAGAAAAAAAUCAAAUUCUUGCAGGUGCUUUCAAAAUAUCUAUGACAUUAUUCACUAAUUCUCUUGGGUAAAAUGAGUAUAACACAUAUUAGUGAAUGAGAUGAAAUUAAAAUGGUGUUUCCAGCUAUGUUUUUAAGCAAUAGGGGAGAGUGGGGUAAAUAAGCCCCCCCCCCCCCCUUUUUCAUAAUUCCAAUCAUAUAUUUUUAAUGCAUAGCAGUGGAAACAUGAUUAGAUUCUAAUACUUGGUCUACAUUAAACCUACACUAUCCAAUAGAAAGGUGAGAACUAUCCAAUCUCACUGAGCAUUGAACAUUGUUGUCAGAGGGCUGUAUUUGCCUCAUUGAAAUGUUGAAAAUUAGGCCCCUUAUUAAAAAAAAAGAGUUUGUGUUGCAAUAGACCAGUUCGUAGUUACUUACUUCAGGGACAAUUUUCGUCAAAUGACCUUUCAUUUCUUUCAUUAUGAUAGGCAGAUUUCAAAGUAAGAUAUUACGUAAGCUUGCCUUACAUAGCAGGAUGAAGAAAUUGAAUAGACCAGGUGACUAGAAUAGCACGCCAAUGAACACUUUAUUAAGGUAUCUGUUGCAUUCCUACUUUGAGUGCAUAUCAUAGCAUGUUGUACGAUGUAUACUUGGCAAACUGAAUACCAGUCGUUCGUGGACGCAUUGUUGUUUUUUGUGGAUGUAAAUGAAAACUACAAUUCAAAAGAAUAUAAGCAUAAUCAAGACAUCAAAGUUGGUGCUAAUCUCAUUAGAUUUUAGACCACCAUGUCACUUCAGUACAAUUGACCUUCCUCUGAUCAUGCGUAGAAAGGAAUUACGAACUGGCUUAUAUUCACAGUAUGAAUGGUUCAGUUAGUUUGAUUGAACAUUUCAAAAUCAGAGGAUUAUUUACUUAUGCCUUUAAGGACAUGCAUAACUGCUCUGUGUUUUUAAUACAGUACAUGAAAAGAUUUUUAGACUUGUUCAAAUACACACAUCUUAAUUCAUCUGUAAAGUAGUGGUAAUUUAAUUUAUUGCAUUCAUCGUUGAUGAGACGACUUUGUAAAGCAAGUAUUUGGUUGUGUACAAUUGAUUUGCACUGCACAGUUGUUAUCACUGGUAAUCAUCAUAAUGAUUUGAUAGACAUGUAAAAUAACUUCUAACCAUAGUAUCACCUUAUCAUACUAGUACUACAUUUAGUAACUGGUUAUUUUCUAGUUUGAUUUUUUUUGUCUCGCCCAGCAGAGGUGAAGGUAAGAAGGGAUCCAAAUGUUGUCCGUCCGUCACAAACCUUAUGACACAUUACUUCGCAACCAUAAGUCACGUUUCAACCAAACUUGGAUGAUAGAUGCACUUAGGGGACCUGCAUGUUAUGCUGCAGUCCGAGGUCACAUGGUAAGGUCAACGUUUAAGUUUAAAUGCCAGACUCUCUUAGGACCUACAACUCUGCAACUGAAAGUCACUUUUCUCCCAAACUUAGAUGGUAGAUGUAUUUCUGGGACCUGCAUGUUAUGCUGCAGUCUGAGGUCACAUGGUAAGGUCAAAGGUCAUUUUCAGGUCAACAUCAAAGUUUACAUGCAAGACUCUCUUAUGACCUACAUCUCCGCAACCGAAAGUCAUGUUUCACCCAAACGUGGGUUGUUGAUGACUGAGGGGACAUGCAUGUUAUGCUGCAGUCUGAGGUGAUGUGGUAAGGUCAAUGGUCAUUUCCAGGUCAAUGUUAAAGUUUACAUGCAAGACUCUUAUGACACAACUCUGCAACCGUAAGUCACUUUUUAAUAAAACUUGGAUGGAAGUUGUACUUAAAAAACUUUCAAUUCUAAAUUAUUUCCACAUCUUGAUUAAAAACACAAGUACAUAUGCAGAUAAUUAUAUACAAUAAAAAAACAUUUAAAUGAAACAUAUUCAGUUCGGAAUCAUAAUAUGUUAGGAAUUGACAAAGGCCUCUCAUGUUAUGCUGCAGUCGGAAGUCACAUGGUAAGGUCAAAGGUCAUUUUAGGUCAACAUUAAAGUUUACAUGCAAGACUCUUAUGACACAUAACUCCGUAUCCAUAAGUCAAUUUCAAAUCAAACUUGGGUUGUGGCUGUACUUAGGAGACCUGCAUUGUGUUCGGAGGUCACGUGAUAAGGUCAAAGGUCAUUUUGAGGUCAACAUUAAAGUUUACAUGCAAGAUUCUCACGACAAAUGCUAUUCCAUCCAAGUUAUUUCACAAUGAACUUUUGAUACAAUUCUGUUGCAUGCCCUUGCAAAUUGCGAUAUUUCUGGUCAUUUUCACAAGAGGGCGAGACACAACAUCUUGUUUUCUUAUUAGGGAGCUUUUACACAGCGCCGGAGAAUGGAUCCUACAACGCAGCAAAUGCAUUGAAAAUGUCAGUCAAAUCACAAUGAAGUCUUUGUCGAGGGUCGUUGAAUGGGAACAGCAGUUUUGUCCGACGUUUCAAUACUGACCAAAAAUUGCAAAUAUUUUGUUUGUCCAGAGAUUUAAUUCAUCGACCCACGACAAAGACUUAAUUGUCAUGAAGGGCAUUUGAUAAAAGAUUCUCUAUGUUUUAGAAAGCGUCUGUGUAGCUUUUACUCUGUAUUGUGAACAAUUAUGGUUUGAAUUGUCUCAUGAUAUAUGAGCAUUCAUCAGUUUUGCAUCUCAUCACUUCAUUUAUUGAAUAUAAUAUGAAAUGUAAUUGAUGUCUCUUUUGUAAGACUCCACAAUGAAGAAGGUUUUUAAAUUGAAAGAAUAUUUUGAUCAAUUGCAAUUCAAUUUUGGAACUCUAAAUCAAUCACAAUCUUGCUAUGAAUUACAAAUUUGCAAUUGAUCACUAUUUUACUUGUUGCAGUAAAAGUAAAAAAAUUGCUUUACUGUGUUGAAAUUCAUACAUCACUUGCAAAUUUGAUAAUCAAUUGUAAAUGAAGACUCUUGCAACAUGUCCAAUUUUUCCUGCAAUGCUGUUUUAGAUCACAAGGGGAAUACCCCCUGAUUGAUUACCAGUCUGAAUUCUGGAAAUGAACACUUGUAUAUUCCUUGAAUAUUUCACUGUAUACUUAUUGAUGUAGAUAGAAAAUUAACUUAUAUGUAAUAUGUUAUCAUGAGAAGAAUUUGCAUUUUCAAUUGAUUAAAACUGAUCUAAAUGA